This is a messenger RNA of Glycine soja, 447 nucleotides long. RefSeq names its product N66 matrix protein-like. Bases 1 to 447 code for a protein of 148 amino acids. NCBI's taxonomy places the organism in Eukaryota, Viridiplantae, Streptophyta, Magnoliopsida, Fabales, Fabaceae. The transcript has a single exon. The record is from RefSeq and is a predicted model, not a curated record.
AUGGCGUUGGUAGAGAUACCAGGGGUGGUUGCAAUGGUAGUGGUGGUGGUAGCGGUACUAGUAGUGAUAACCAAUGGUGACAACAAAGAUGGUAUUGACAGUAGCGAUGGUAGUAGCAAUGACGGUGGUAAUAUCAGUGGCGAUGGUGGUGACAACAAUGUUGGUAGUGGUGGUUGGGGUAGCAGUGGUAACAAUGACGACAACAAUGAUAGUAAUGUUGGUUACGAUGGUGGCGACAGUGACUACGGUGCUAGUGACAAUGACGAUGGUGGUGAUGAUGAUGGUAGCAGUGCUGGUAUUGGCCACCAACGAUGGAAGUGCGGUGGUGGUAGUUAUGAUGACAAUGACGGAGGUGAUAUUCGUGGUGGUGAUAAUGACAGUGCUACUGGCGGUGUUGGUAGCAGUGGCGAAGGUGAUACUGGUAGUACCGGUGACAAGAAAAAGUGA